UGGACAUGUUUGGGUCUUGUGCACGAGGUGAGGUUAUAAAAAUCAUAAAAGUAAAUAUCAGUAUCAGAAUGACCUUAUGCCCCCUCUCUUAUAACCCCAAGACAUAUACAACAAUCUUUUUAUAACAAUCGCUAAUUUACACCAUUUAAUAAAAAUGGUUCGUGCGUGGUACAUGGACAAUGAUUCUACUGAUCAGAGAACUGAGCACCAUAGAAAUCCUCCGAAGUUUUUAACACUUGAAGAGCUUUUUGAUGUGUCUGGAGUGGAAUAUUUUAAGUUAAAUGUAAAUUCUUAUAAUUCCGAUGGUGUUCUGGAUAAAUUAAAAACGGACCGAGGAUAUACCUAUGAGGAUGAGAUGACUUGUUCUAAAGAAUGUUUACCCAACUACGACCAGAUGCUGAAAAAAUUCUUCCAGGAACAUCUGCACACAGAUGAGGAGAUUCGUUUUAUAUUAGAUGGGUCAGGAUAUUUUGAUGUUAGAGACAAAAAUGAUGAAUGGGUGAGAAUUGAGGUUGUAGCAGGUGAUAUGAUUAUUAUACCAAGUGGAAUUUAUCAUCGGUUUACUUUGGAUGCCAAGAAUUAUAUUAAAGCCAAAAGGUUUUUCAUUGGCGAACCAGUUUGGCAACCAUAUUCUCGUCCUGCUGAUGAUAUGGAAUGCCGGCAAAUAUAUUUGAAAAGAUUAGCUGCAGGUGACUUCAAGGCACGUUGAUAAAGUUGUUGCAAUUUAUCUUGAAAAUUGUUAUCUAAUAAACAAAUCAAAUAAAACUCCAUUUUUUGAAAAUA
This is a messenger RNA of Zophobas morio, 783 nucleotides long. RefSeq names its product acireductone dioxygenase-like. The transcript is spliced from 3 exons. Bases 155 to 709 code for a protein of 184 amino acids. Lineage: Eukaryota; Metazoa; Arthropoda; Insecta; Coleoptera; Tenebrionidae. The record is from RefSeq and is a predicted model, not a curated record. Gene Ontology annotation, molecular function: acireductone dioxygenase [iron(II)-requiring] activity.